Molecule: messenger RNA, 3242 nt
Organism: Photinus pyralis (common eastern firefly)
Lineage: Eukaryota; Metazoa; Arthropoda; Insecta; Coleoptera; Lampyridae
Product: cytosolic carboxypeptidase-like protein 5
Exons: 9
Coding region: 258-2945 (895 amino acids)
Biological process (GO): proteolysis; protein deglutamylation
Molecular function (GO): metallocarboxypeptidase activity; zinc ion binding
Source: RefSeq, a predicted model, not a curated record
UUUGACAUACCAUCGAAAACAAAAACCAGCUGAGGAAAGUUGUUGUUUUAUUGACACAAACGGUGGUUAAUUUAACAAUAUUUAUAUGUUCCCCAUUUCUUGAAUCACUGCAACUUAUUAUACAGAAACAUUUUCUUGUUUGACCAUGUACGUUUAUCAUUUGCAUCCAUUUAUUACAUAAGAUUUGAGACGGGCUCUUUCAUAGAAACACAAUAGAAAUGGGAAAUUAUAAAUUACAUUUAUAUCUUUGAAAAGUAAUGGACGAUUUGGAAUGCGCAGGGUUUGAAUUCUUUUCAAAUUUUGAUUCUGCCAAUUUAUCAAGAGUCGAAUAUGUACCUUGUUUUGAAUCAGCUACACAAUCAUCACGGUCCACUCUACAGGAUGUUCAUGACGUAGAAUUUAAUAUAUGGACGAAACCCGAUUGCUUUGGUACCGAAUUUGAAAACGCUAAUCGAACAUGGUUUUACUUUGGAAUACGUGCAAAUGCACCCGAGCUAGUUGUCAAGUUGAAUCUUGUAGACCUAAAUCGUCAAGGCAAAAUGUACAGUCAAGGUAUGGCACCUGUUUAUCGUAUUGUACCAGGAAAAUUACAAUGGGAAAGGGUGAGGGACAAACCAUCAUAUAGUAUGAAUGAUAACAUUUUUACAUUAAGCUUUAAAUACAAAACACCAGAAAAUGUUCAAAGCAUCGUUUAUUUUGCGUUCACGUAUCCGUAUUCGUACGCGGAACUUACCAAUACCCUCAACACCAAUGAUGAAAGGUUUCUAGAUAAAGCCGUGCUAUCGCGAGAUGAUAUUUAUUAUGUCCGGGAAGCGAUUUGUUUUUCAUUGGAAGGAAGAAGAGUAGAGCUUCUUACAAUAUCGUCUUAUCAUAACAUCAGCAACGAGAGAGAAGCCAGACUAAAGGAUUUAUUUCCGGAAAAGCACGUUCUUAGGCCUUUUAGAUUUAUUGGAAAGAAGGUAAUAUUUAUAUCUGCUCGUGUUCACCCAGGAGAAACUCCAUCUAGUUUUGUAUUUAACGGAAUUUUGAACCUCUUAUUAAGUGUAGAUAACCCUGUAGCUAUCGUUUUGCGAAGAUUAUACGUAUUCAAACUGAUACCGAUGCUAAAUCCGGAUGGUGUUGCUAGAGGCCACUAUCGAACCGACACAAGAGGAGUGAAUCUUAAUCGAAUGUAUCUCAAUCCGUCCUUAACUUUGCACCCAUCAAUAUUUGCAGCUAGAGCUUUGAUAAGGUACCAUCAUUUUGGAUAUGAAAAAGAAGACCACUUCUGCGAAACGAUUGACUUACCCAAUGAUAACGAUGACAUAUCUUCUAUGGAGGAUAAUCAUGGAGGUAACGACCAUAAACUUAGUAAGAGAGUUUCUCAUAUGACACUGGAAGAAAAUAAAAAUACAGAUUCUAUUACUAACUGUUACUGUAAAUACGAAGCUAAUGUUACUGAAGUUGAAAAGUCUGAGCCAGAAGUGUCGAAUGAAAUUACGAAUAUCAAUAACGGUGUAUCAUUUUCAGCGGAGAAGGGUUUAACUGAAAAUCACGAGAAUAAAAUUAGCAAAGUUGCAGACGAUGAUGAAAAUACGGAAUAUGGUGAUUUGAAUUCGAACGAAUCCGGUUUAUUUAUGUAUCUUGACAUGCACGGACAUGCCUCUAAAAAGGGUAUAUUUAUGUAUGGAAAUCAUUUCGAAGAUUUUGAAAGAAACAUUGACUGCAUGCUUUUACCCAAAAUAAUGAGUAUAAAUAAUUUCAAUUUUCAUUUUACCGCUUGUAAUUUUACGGAGCGAAAUAUGUACUUAAAGGACAGGCGAGAUGGAAUGAGUCGCGAAGGAUCCGGCCGAGUAGCGGUAUUGAAGCUGACCGGUUUAGUGCGAAGUUACACUUUGGAAUGUAAUUACAACACCGGAAGUCUUGUAAAUGUGCUUCCUAGCACGAUUAAGGAGUCUGGACGAGGCGUUCACACUAUUCCGAUUCCUCCAAAAUAUAAUCCCCAUAUAUUUGAAGAGGUCGGGAAGACAUUAGGUGCGUCAAUUCUUGAUCUUACCGGUGAUAAUCCUAUUACGCGGUUACCAAACUCCCAGUUUCAUUCUUUAAAUGGUGUUCGAGAUUGGUUAAAAAUGCAUUGUGUCAACGAAUUGGGAGAGACAAGAUGCGUACCUGCAAGGUUCAAAUUGAGAAAAUCUUCAAGCCUGCGCGCCCAGGGUAAGUCACUGCGGGGAGCUGUGUUAAAAACACGUUCACCAUCAAUUAGAGACGCUAAGAGAAUCAUGGUUAAAGCCGUACAUUCUACGAGCGUGGUCCCGGUGGAACGCAAGGAAAACAUAUGCGCUUCGAGUCCCAGAAAUUCCUCGCAACCCAGUUGCUCCAACAUUGUAACCGUACCACGACCGAGACCUAAGGUACUGUUCGACAGUACUAGGAGUAAAUCUCGCAAAGAGAGUACGUUAAAAUUAAAAGGCAACACGACGGUCGAAAAAUCGAAAUCCGCGAGUAACGUCAAACAUUCGCAAAGUCGCCAUAACGCCACCAAGUUGAAAUCCGUAAAGCUAGACGCAAUUAAAGAGAAAGAGCAGAAAGGUACCAAUACCGAAAACCCGAGUCGUUUAAAACUUCACGAAAUUUGUUUUCUUAAAGGCACGGAGGGCAAGAGAAUGAUUGCCAAAUAUAAGGGAAAAUGUGACGGUCGGAAGGGGAGCGAUUCCGAUUUGAUCGUUCAAUGGGACAGUCACAAUGCUGCCCAAGUGUUCUCUCAUAAAGUGAAAGGUUAUGGAAUAAAAGCGUUACCUUCCCUUGGCGGUGAUCCCGGACCCACCAAAGGCCUAUUUCGCGUGUACAAUUUUUCUAAAAGUAAGAAAAGCAAGCGCCCGUUAAGAAGAUUGGCAAGUUCGAAUGACGUACCCACUAAAAUUGAUAAACACAAGAAGCGCAGAACGUUAAAGGGUCAAACAUCUUAAGAUGGCUGUUUUUCUAUUGUUAAAAUUCUUAAGUAGUGUUCAACACUAAUGUUUUAGUUGUGAUGUACAAAGAAUAAUUGAUGUUUUUUACAUGAAAUUUAGAAAUAUAUAAAAAUUGUAAGGUAACGCCGAAUAACAACUGGUUUCAAUAGUCUGUAAAGAAUCUAUUUGUACCUGUAAUGUUUUUAGCAUUGGUGACAUGCUUUCAUAUACAAAUUAGUCUUUUUCGAGUUUUUGUUAUAAAAAUUAUGAACCUGUGUAUUUAUUUUUGAAAUAUAACUAUUAUUUUAACUCCAA